Molecule: messenger RNA, 474 nt
Organism: Loa loa (African eye worm)
Lineage: Eukaryota; Metazoa; Nematoda; Chromadorea; Rhabditida; Onchocercidae
Exons: 3
Coding region: 1-474 (157 amino acids)
Source: RefSeq, a predicted model, not a curated record
AUGACGCAAACAUUCGAAGGAUAUUCUUUUCAUAGUACUAGCGACGGCAUUUUGGAAAUGGAUCUAAUCCAACAGCGUCUAAUAUUGCAGUUUCGAAAAGAAAAAAAAAAAAAACCAAUGAGAGAUUGCAAUCAUCCGAUGUUCAUUAUGGAAGUAAAUAUCAUUUAUACGGUACAUGAAGUGUGCUUUGUACCCAUAAGAAGUGUUACACCUGUAGCAAUACGCAGAAUAAGUGAAAUGUGUCGCACCCAGAGGUCCAUAUCUAUGAUGCCAAGAAGGAGGACGAGAUCCAUAAUUAUGAAACCAAGAAAGUGGAUGAGUGUAGAAAUGCACGAUGGUAAUUAUGACGGUAGCGAUUUUGAUAACUGGUGGUUAAGGUAUAUGUUAUUGGUCGAACUUGGAAUGUAUUUUUUGACGGUAUGCAUCAUGAAGGAAUCAGCAGCAAUGUUGAGAAUAAUAAUUGGUGGAAGUUAA